UGUAAGGGAGAAAUAUUUUAAGAUCAAUGUUAAAACUGAUUUUGUUAUCUCGUUGCAUUGGUUAUAUUUCUUAAAAUACUUACUUUUGCAAUUGUUAGUUUAUAAAAAUGACAACUAUUACGAUAUCGGCCGUGCGGACUCGAACAAGCAUUCUUGACAAGUCAUUAAGCAAAGGGAAAGGAGAGGUUAGCCUAAGUUGUUUUACGCUUUUGUUUUCGGAACUUGUACAGUACUGUCAAAAUCGAGUUUACACCGUGCCGGAAUUACAAAACAAGUUGGCAGAAAUAGGAGCAGAAGUUGGACACAGAAUAACAGAUCUUUUAGUUGUACGGGAGAAAGGUGGAAAACGCGAGAUAAAGUUAUUGAAUAUUCUGCUAUUCAUUAAAAGUACUGUAUGGAAAUCGUUAUUUGGUCGCGAAGCUGAUAAAUUGGAACAUGCAAAUGACGAUGAACGCACAUACUAUAUCAUAGAAAAGGAAGCAUUAGUGAAUAAAUUCAUAUCUGUACCAAAAGAUAAAGGAAGCUUGAACUGUGCUUCUUUUAUUGCUGGAAUAGUUGAAGCUAUCCUUUGUGACAGUGGUUUUCCAGCAAAAGUGACAGCCCAUUGGCAUAAAGGGACAACAUAUAUGGUAAAAUUUGAUGAUGCAGUUGUUGCCCGUGAUAAACACUUAGAAGAUCGAUAAGCAAACUGAAAGGAGCA
This is a messenger RNA of Dufourea novaeangliae, 700 nucleotides long. RefSeq names its product trafficking protein particle complex subunit 5 (gene Trs31). NCBI's taxonomy places the organism in Eukaryota, Metazoa, Arthropoda, Insecta, Hymenoptera, Halictidae. Gene Ontology annotation, biological process: endoplasmic reticulum to Golgi vesicle-mediated transport. The transcript has 3 exons. Gene Ontology annotation, cellular component: TRAPPI protein complex; TRAPPII protein complex; TRAPPIII protein complex. The record is from RefSeq and is a predicted model, not a curated record. Bases 108 to 683 code for a protein of 191 amino acids.